AUGGCUGAUUACACAAGUGUUAAAACGGAAGAAAUCGAAUCCAAUCCAGUUCUCAAUGCAGAAGAGCAAAAACUCAAAGACAAGCAAGAAUGGGUCAAGAACUUUCGUCUAAAGUUUUGUGUCCGUCCCGAGUUUGAAAUCACAAAAAACAUGAUUCAUGACGAUGGCACUUUGAAUCAAGAUUAUUUCCGUCCUCCAAAGGGCUUAAAGAAAGAAGAAGCACGUAAAUGGACUGAUGUCGAAAAGAGUUUGUUGAUUCAGGGCAUUGAGCAAUAUGGAAUCGGUCACUUUGGAGAGAUCUCCAAAGAACUGUUACCGAAAUGGUCUACAAAUGAUCUACGAGUCAAAUGUAUUCGAUUGAUCGGUCGCCAGAACCUUCAAUUGUAUCGUGAUUGGAAGGGUAACGAGGACUCGAUUAUGAAAGAGUAUGAACGGAACAAAAAAAUUGGUCUCAAGUAUGGUGCAUGGAAACAAGGUGUUUUGGUUUAUGAUGAUGCUGGAUUUGUGGAAAAGGAAUUGACAGGUCAAGAACCAAUAGUAUCCCAAGACAUGGAAAUGGAUUAG
Messenger RNA from Phycomyces blakesleeanus NRRL 1555(-), 564 nucleotides. RefSeq names its product Homeodomain-like DNA binding domain-containing transcription factor. The record is from RefSeq and is a predicted model, not a curated record. Lineage: Eukaryota; Fungi; Mucoromycota; Mucoromycetes; Mucorales; Phycomycetaceae. The transcript is spliced from 3 exons. The coding region runs from base 1 to 564 and encodes 187 amino acids.